Messenger RNA from Chara braunii, 6175 nucleotides. NCBI's taxonomy places the organism in Eukaryota, Viridiplantae, Streptophyta, Charophyceae, Charales, Characeae. The record is from the annotation of a GenBank genome assembly.
GGAUUUUGCAGCUCUGAUCACAUGUACUUGUGUGGGAUAUUAUGUAUCAUCCAUCACAGGUACGUAACUGGUAUUCGAGCAGAGGUGGAGAAGAUGGAGCGCAGUCUGAAGCUGUUCAGUGAGGUGCUUGAGCAAUGGACGGAGUGUCAGAAGAACUGGAUGUACCUUGAAUCGAUUUUCUGCGCUCCAGAUAUUCAGCGCCAGUUGCCUAAUGAGUCAAAGGCCUUCUUUGCAGUGGAUAAACAGUUUAAAGAUAUUAUGCGCAGAACUCGGGAUAGGUCCAAUGCUUUGCAGGCUGGCACAACCCCAGGAUGGCUGGAAACCUUCCAGAAAAGCAACGAGACGCUCGAGAAGAUCCAGAAGAAUCUUGAGGACUAUUUGGAGACUAAGCGAAUCGCCUUUCCUCGUUUUUACUUCUUAUCUAACGACGAGCUGCUUGAAAUCCUGGCGCAAACAAGAAAUGUGCAAGCCGUCCAGCCUCACAUGUCCAAGUGCUUUGACGAUGGUGUUAUCUGUGCGGAUGGUGAAAUAUUGCCCGUCGAGGUACAGGCGCCAAACUUUGAGGACGUGGAUCACGGCGAGGAGCUCCUCGUUGGAGGGGUAAUUCAUUUCCGCGGGAAGGAGUUUCUUGUUGGCGAAGGCGACGGGGUAUUCGCCGGGUGGGGCCUCAGGGUGGGUAGGGGGUUCCUUGAUGGAGGGAGUUUCGGUGGGGUCACGAGGAAAAUGCUAGGACAGGACAACUCCAAUGGCGAGGUCGGAGGCGUCGGUGAUGUAGAAAUGGCAAGUGGGGUCAGCGAUCUUGAGGACGGGGGCGGUAGUGAUGAGUUGUUUGAUGGCAUCGAAGGCGUUUUGGCGGAGGUCGUUCCAAGUGAAGGGUUCGUCCUUGCGGAAUUUUUGCUCUCUGAGGAUAGAGAGGACUUGGCGGAGAUGCUGAAGGUGAGACUCGAAGGUGGGGCUGUAGACGACGAUAUCAUCGAGGUAGACAACGACGCAAACUUCGAGGAGGCCACGGAAGAUGUGAUUCCGUGUAGAUUGGAAUGUGGUGGGGGCGUUCAUGAGUCCGAAGGGCAUCACGAGGAAUUCGUAGUGCGCGAAUCGGGAACGGAAGGCGGUCUUGUGGGUAUCCUCCUCGCAGAUGCGGAUCUGGUGGAAGCCACUGCGGAGGUCGAUCUUGAAGGUGUCGGUGUGGAGGUUGAAGCAGAGGCCUGUUCGGAGGAGGAGGUGGGUUGUGGGAUGGAGGACGAGGUGGUUUGUGGUGCGGGGGAGGAGGGUGCGGUCGUGGUGACGACCGUGAUGGCGGGGGAGUUUCCCUCAAUUGCGGCUACGAGGUCGGAGAUGGUCGACAUGGUGGUGUUCAAGUUGGCGAUGGAUGAUUGGAUGGAUGUCACCAUGCCGAGAAGUGUCGUCAGAUCAGUGGCAGCAUCGGGUGCUGGUGACACCGGGGCACUGCCACGACGCAGUGCCAGGCUUGCAGUUCGUGGCCGCUCGGUGUUCCCUCCACGAAACAAGGCUCAGCAACAACGACUCAGCAAGCGGAAGACUUCAACGGCAUCAAGUACAGCAAUGACAGUACCAGUGACCACCGCGAUUCUUCCCGCAUGCCCGGUCCAAGGGGCCGGUGAGCCGUUGGCAGCUUACCUUCAGCGGGUACAGGCAUUCACAGAUGCCGUGGCUACCGCAAAGGCACAAGAGGAGGCAGCAGAAACUGAACGUCAGCGGCUGGCGAAUGAGGCAACAGCCCAAGCUCAGCAAACUGCUGAGGCUGACGCAGCGGCACGAGACCGACGGAAUGCCACCAGCACGGAGUCCUUGAUCGCUUGUGAGCAUCAGUGGACAACGAUACUCCAAGGCAUGUUCUUUGUGCCUACGGAAACGCAGGCGGAGCCGACACAGGCGGAGGCAGAGAGAAGUAACCUGGCUACUGUGAUGUUGAACGUAAUGAGGGGAGUAAUGUGGAACAACAAACUACUGCAGGCACACCUGCACGUGGAACGACAGCAAAGACAGCAGUACCAGCAAGACCUGGCCGCUGUAACGACUGCCGUCCGCGACGCAGCAAUGCAGCAGCAGCAACAGCAACAGCUGUUGAAUUCUACCAUCGCAUGCAUCAACGGCAUUGAGGCCAAGGCCUCAGCAGCGCCAGGCUGCACGACAGACGAGACGAAGCAGCUCAAUGGGCGCAUCGAUCAUGUCGUCAACCUCAUCGGCGACAUAGAUGCUUUCAAUGGGCCGGACACGAUCAGUAGCACGGUGGCCGCCAUCAAGACGGACAUCACCAAGCUACAGACGAGACCAGACGCCGCUACGAAGACUUACAAGAUGCCGCACUUCGACAUCAGCAAGUUCGACGACUACAACAAGUCGGACGCCGUGACAUGGUGGCAGCGUUUCCUCACGGAAGCAUCAUGUCGCACUGUCCCGGCGGACGACAUGAUGAAGGCGCUCUAUUUGCAACUGAUUGGAGGAGCGCAGGCAUGGAUGAACCAUCUGCUACCAACAAAUGCACCAUCGCCGAACUCCACACGCACAUUACCCUGUACACCGCCGGCAAGUGAUCCGGUCAGUUCGCCACUGAUUUCCGAGGACUCGACGGCGUGGUCAAGAAUUGAGGAGCUUGACCCGCUCACGAGAGAGGACUUCACUUGGAUGCCUCUACCCUCGACCGGAACCUUGCCAAGGCCGCAUUGCAACGCCUUGAUGGCAACUCUACGCUCCUAUUUGCACGCUACAGUACCAGCUCCGUUGACGGACGACGGAGUAGCGGUUGUCGAUCUCCGCUCCUAUCUUGCGAAGAUUGACCGCGAGUACGCCACCCAAAGGUACGCGGAAACCGACGCGCCUUUGCUCUAUAUCCGCAUUCAGAUCGGAAAGGCAACCUGUAGUGCCUUGAUUGAUUGCGGAGCAUCUCGCAACUUUAUGAGCCAAGCCUUUAUGGCCCGCGCAGGUCUUGGCCCGCGCGUUCGAAGGAAGAUGCAACCUACGCAAGUUACACUCGCGGACGGCCGCACGCAAAAGUCAAUUGACCGAUGCGUCGACGGCGUUCCGGUAUACUUUGCGCCACUUGCGUGCGAGCAGGUGUCUUUUGACAUCCUCGACACCAAGUUCGACAUGAUUCUAGGCAUGUCUUGGUUGCGUAGCGCCGAUCAUCCGGUCAACUUCCAUGACCGAACCGUUCACAUCCGUGAUCGGAACGGAGUGUUAGUCCCAUGUACGGUCGCGACCCCUCACACUUCGAUUGCUUGUCACGUGGUUUCCGUUGCGAGAAUUCGCGACGCCAUUGCUCGGAAGGACGUCGAGGAGAUGGGCCUUGUAUUCUUGCAUGCUCUCCCCUCGCCGGAUGGACCAGCCGCGUCACCGCCGGACCCACGCAUUUCUCACCUCUUGGACGAGUAUAGAGACGUCUUCGAGGCUCCCACCGGAACGGUUCCGGAUCGGCCCAUACGUCACGGGAUCACUCUCGAGGCUGACGCUGUCCCUCCGCGUGGAUAUGGAAUUCGAAGUUUGGACUUUGGAGACGAUCCUCGAAGCAUAGACAUCUUUGCCAUGGUGUCAGCAGAGGGAGAGCGUGUGAAUCUGGGCAAAAAUCUUAAGGCACGUGGCAACGUCGAGAACUGGUUGUCGGCUGUGGAACAGAACAUGAUCAGCAGUCUGCAUCGGAUGACGAAGAUUGCAUUGCAGGAGUAUCCCAAAAAAGAGAGGAAAGAAUGGGUGCUUCAGCAUCCAGCUCAGCUGGUAAUUGUUGUCAGCCAGAUCUUCUGGCGUAAGGAGGUGGAAGCGUGUAUGGUGGACACUUUAGGGAUGGAAAACGAAGAUGCAAAUGAAACUGGCACCAAUGAGGGAGCAGGAGGAGGGGGGGGAGAAGGAGGAGGAGGAGGAGGAGGAGGAGAAGGUGGCUCACCUGAUGUGGGCGGGCGAUGGCGUGUGGGGUUGCACUCGUCGACCUCGGAUUUUGGCAAUGGCAAUGCCGAACCUGUCUCUUAUACACAUCUAGAUGUGUAUAAGGGGAGGGGGGAGAAGGAGGAGGACUCAGAUGGGAGUUUGGUACCAAGUGCGUUGCACCUGAAACUGGGAGGAGCACCAGCAGGCCCAGCUGGGACGGGGAAAACAGAAACGACAAAGGACCUUGGGAAAGCGUUAGGGGUGCAGUGUGUUGUCUUCAAUUGCGGAGAAAACCUUGACUAUAAGGGGAUUAUGGAAGACAAACACAGGAAAGACACCCUSCAAGAACUGAUCAAAACAGGCAGCUCAGCAGAAAAAGCAUUCUUCGAGAACUUACAGGCAAGAGGAAAGAUCCUUCAAUCUUCCAAAACUCAGAACUCCUCGCAAGGCACCAAAGACUCCCAGAUACCACAGAAGGAAAGCACAACCAACAACUCAAAUAAGAAGCUCAAAACAAAAGCGAAUCAACCCUCCCCAAACACACCGACACACAGCACAUCACAAGACAAAAGCAGCAAGCCUAGAGGCCCUGUCACAGCAACUGAAGAGAUGGAAGCUGAGACGGAUGAAGGUCAAGGAGACAACGAAGAGGGAACAGUGGGAGAUGCAGCCAACAAAGGGAACAAACAGCGAGGGACUAAGGAAGGAGGCAGUAAAGAAGGAGAAGAAAUGAUGAAAGAAGGAGAUGAAACAGACAUUCCGGAAGGAAGAGGAGAACAAGGAGAAGGAGAAGAAAAGGAGGAAGUGGACGAAAGGAAAAUAGACGACAACAUGUCGCAAGACUCCGCAGAGGGAGACUCUCACAUGGGUACGGACCAAGACGCAACAGAUGUAACAGGGGAAGAAGAUCAGGAGGACUCGCUCAAUUGGCUUUCGAAAUAUGUCAAGGGGAUGGAAAGAGAAAGAGAAAUUGAAUUUGAAAUCAGGAUCGCACACAAAAAACACAUCUUCAAUCUGCUGAACUUCAACCCGACGCAGCAAGCGCUGAGCAAUCUGUUCCCCACAGACAACCAAUACGAAAUCCUAGAAAAGGAACAAGAAUUGUCAGACUUUUUUGCUGAACGCUACGGCCCCAAACUGGAAGAGGUAGCCAACCAAGGGUCUCACACAUCGAACAGUGGGAUCUGGCCCAAAUCUUACAACAAUACAGACUCCCAAAAACCGAGCAAGAGGCGCAAGGGGGGAAGAGGGAAUGCAGAAUCRAYCCCAACAGCAAGUUCUCAGGACACAGGGGACGAGGAGGAUGGAGAGAACAGGCCGCUGGAGGAGAAGGAAGACCUUGACAGACAAAAGGAGAUCCUCAAAGCACAAAUCACGGUGCUAAGAAAUCAGAACAGGGAAAUAUCCGAUAUGGCAAUCAAUCUGCAAAAGUUGGCAGGGGGACAAAACGCAGAAACAUUCACAGCUGCCAAGCUCAAAGCCAAAAGUGGCUGCAGGAAAAGGGCGAUAAUCCCCUACAGAUGGAACACAAAUCAUGGAGAUUGGGAAGUAGCAAUUAACAAGUCAUGGGCCCUSAUUGCAGUUGCCAAACCGAGCAAAAGGGCCCUGACAAACAACAUCUCAGGGGAUSCCCCCAUGAGCGCCCACAUUCUAGGUUCAUGGAAAGAUUGGAGAGAGGAGUGGAUUGACUCRUCAGGAGAUCUGACGAUCUGUGACCUCAGACMCUACAUGGUACAGUACUCAAUGGAUGCAAAGAUCAAAGAACAUCUYACAUGGAAACCAUGGAAGGUAAUACAAGCAAUUCCCUACGGCCUCCUAGGCGGAGAUAUCCCAGCAGAAAGAGCAGCGGUUGCAGCGUYGYUGGCAGAAGGACAUGGACUCUUCGCAGACAACCAAGAGCAYCUGGCUCACACACUGGAGGUGGGGGCCCGAGUAGUUAAAAUCCACAGCACAGAGCCCUUCGGAUCCUCCCCCAACUAAGUCACCACCACAGAGAGAGAUAAGGCUGGGGUCAUAGCCAUCCCUCCAUGACAUCACCUAACCACACAACCCAGGCCACACACCCAGGCCAACUGAGACACUACACCCUUAAACCGAGUGAGCCUGAGUUGACAAUGAUGUCAUGGAAUGUCAAUGGCUUAGCAACAGUCUUAACUAAUGAACAAAAAUGGGACAACAUAACCAACUACCUCAACUGGUUCUCAAGAAGUCCACCGGACAUAAUAUGCCUACAAGAAACUCACCUAUCCAACUCAAUAGAACAUCAAACAAUGAUCAACAAAAUACAGACAAGAUU